This is a messenger RNA of Magnolia sinica, 634 nucleotides long. RefSeq names its product transcription factor HEC3. Bases 43 to 486 code for a protein of 147 amino acids. The record is from RefSeq and is a predicted model, not a curated record. Gene Ontology annotation, biological process: regulation of DNA-templated transcription. Gene Ontology annotation, molecular function: protein dimerization activity; DNA-binding transcription factor activity. The transcript has a single exon. NCBI's taxonomy places the organism in Eukaryota, Viridiplantae, Streptophyta, Magnoliopsida, Magnoliales, Magnoliaceae.
GCGUGCACAUACAUUACCUUCCUGGGACACCCUCUUCAGCAAAUGAAGAUGGAGAGAGAGGGAUGCUCAAUUCAACGGCCAGGAGAGAAGAAGAGGCCCACCAAGAGGGGCACAGGUGGGGUGAGACUAUCAACGGACCCACAGAGCGUGGCAGCACGUGAGAGGAGGCACAGGAUAAGCGAACGGUUCAAAAUCCUCCAGAGUAUGGUACCUGGGGGCACAAAGAUGGACACGGUGUCCAUGCUAGAGGAGGCCAUCCACUACGUUAAGUUCCUCAAGACCCAGAUAUGGCUCCAUCAGGCAGCCACGUCAUCACCACCAAUGGUCCCAGUGCCAUUUCCAUUGGAGCCCACCCCACAAGCUCAAGAGGACUCUCUUUCCUUCUAUCCUCCUCUGCAGUCAUUUCCAUCAACACCAUCUUUCUACUUCCAAGGAGUAGAAGAAGAACAGCCACCCCAACUUCUCUCACCACCUUUCUAUUUCUAGAUAUAUUUUGAUGGAGGUUGUCCAAACGCGCCCAAGCCUCUUUUUUUUUUUUCUUUUUCUCAUAGCUGGAUGUAUAUUUUGUCUCUCUACUGUAUCCAUCUAAGCUACUAAGGCUUCAUGAUUACAAAGGUGGUUGUAUAAACGUCCA